AUGGGAACAGUAAAAGACAACCACAUCUCAGUCUGCCACGUGGUGGCGCUACCCUAUCCCGGCAGAGGCCACAUCAACCCCAUGAUGAACCUCUGCAAACUCCUAUCCUCAAAGAAACCCGACAACACACUCCUCAUCACCUUCGUCGUCACCGAGGAGUGGCACGGCUUCAUCGGAUACGACCCGAAACCUGACAACAUCCGAUUCGCCACGCUACCAAACGCCAUCCCCUCCGAGCUCGUCCGAGCAAAAGACUUUCCUGGCUUCGUGGAAGCCGUGAGCACCAAGUUGGAAGCUCCGUUUGAGCAGCUUGUGGACCGGCUCGAGCCUCCGGUGAGCGCCAUAGUUGCUGAUCCGUACGUUGUUUGGGCUGUGAGGGUCGGGAACCGGAGGAAUAUUCCUGUGGCUGCGCUUUGGCCUAUGUCGGCGUCGGUGUUCUCAUUUUUCCAUCACUUUGAGCUCCUCAAACAGAACGGACAAUUCCCUCUUGAUGUGGCAGAGCGUGGAGAUGAGAUAGUAGACUAUAUCCCUGGACUUGGCACCACGUCCAUUGCAGACCUUCCCACAAUAUUCUAUGCAGACGGUCAAAAGGUCCUGGACAGAGCCAUUGAGGCUGUUUCUGGAGUAGCAGAUAAAGCACAAUAUCUUUUGUCCACUUCAGUCUACGAGCUUGAGCCUCAAGUCUUUGACACUUUGAAAGCCAAAUUUGCUUUCCCUGUCUACCCAAUUGGCCCAAGCAUACCUCACCUUGAGCUUUCAGAAAGUCCUCCCACUGAUCACAAUGACCUCAACAAUUGGCUUGAUUCUCAACCUAAACACUCAGUCUUGUACAUCUCUCUGGGAAGCUUCCUCUCGGUUUCGAAAUCCCAAAUGGAUGAAAUUGUCGCUGGGGUGCGGAAUAGUGGUGUAAGGUUCUUGUGGGUGGCUCGUGGGGAUGCCUCUAAGUUGAAGGACGGCGUUGGUGAUAAGGGUUUGGUGGUGCCUUGGUGUGACCAAUUGAGGGUGUUAUGUCAUGAUUCCAUUGGUGGGUUUUGGUCACAUUGUGGUUGGAAUUCAACUUUGGAAGCUGUUUAUGCUGGUCUUCCAGUUCUCACUUGCCCUAUAUUUUGGGAUCAAAUGCCUGAUUCUAAGCAAAUUGUGGAAGAUUGGAAGAUUGGAUACAGGGUGCUGAAGAAGAAGGUGGGGGCUGCUGAACAUGAACAUUUGGUGACCAGAGAGGAGAUUGCAGAACUUGUGCAGAGGUUUAUGGAUCUUGAAAGCAAGGAGGGGAAAGAGAUGAGGAAAAGAGCGAAACAACUUCAGGAGACUUGUCACGGAGCAAUUGCGAAAGGUGGCUCAUCUGACAAGAACCUUGAUGCUUUUAUUGAGGAUAUUUCACGAGGCCAUCACCACUAA
Messenger RNA from Prunus armeniaca (apricot), 1395 nucleotides. Lineage: Eukaryota; Viridiplantae; Streptophyta; Magnoliopsida; Rosales; Rosaceae. The record is from the annotation of a GenBank genome assembly.